Messenger RNA from Sphenostylis stenocarpa, 813 nucleotides. The record is from the annotation of a GenBank genome assembly. NCBI's taxonomy places the organism in Eukaryota, Viridiplantae, Streptophyta, Magnoliopsida, Fabales, Fabaceae.
AUGGGAAGUGUUUCACUGUUCUCCACUGCUGUUGCCAGAAGAUUAGAAGGGAAAGUGGCGUUGAUCACCGGUGGAGCAAGUGGCAUAGGGGAGUGCACGGCGAGACUCUUCGCCAAGCAUGGAGCCAAAGUAGUGAUCGCUGAUAUCCAAGACGAGUUAGGUCACUCAGUUUGCAAGGACAUAGACUCCUCCUUCUACGUCCACUGCGACGUCACAAAAGAGGAACACGUGGAACGUGCCGUGAACACAACCGUUUCUAGGUUCGGGAAACUGGACAUCAUGCACAACAACGCAGGGAUCAUUGGAGUGUGGAACCCCAGCAUAGUGCAAAACGACAAGUCCCAUUUCGAGGAAGUGAUUAGCGUGAAUUUGGUCGGUGUCUUCCUCGGAAUGAAGCACGCGGCGAGGGUGAUGGUCCCUUCUCGACGUGGGAGCAUAAUCGCAACGGCGAGCGUGUGUGGACGCAUAGGUGGAUUGGGCUCGCACGCUUACACGUGCGCCAAGCAUGGCGUGGUGGGGCUCGUGCGGAACGCUGCGGUGGAGCUUGGACCCUUGGGGAUACGCGUGAAUUGUGUGUCUCCUUACGCGGUUCCUACGCCGAUGAGUAAGGGUUUUCUGAACACUGAUGAUGAGGGGAUUGCUGCGCUUUAUUCUAAUCUGAAAGGAGCUUCUCUUAAACCCGAAGAUGUUGCUGAAGCUGCGGUUUACUUGGGGAGUGAUGAGUCCAAGUAUGUCACUGGGCAUGACCUUGUUGUGGAUGGAGGGUUCACUGUUGUGAAUGCUGGUUUGUGUGUGUUUGGGCAAUCGGUGUAG